AUGUCACUGGCGCUGAUCACUGGCUUGGCUGAGUUCAUGGAAAUCAACAUGCCUCUUUAUCACGUUGCUGCCUGCGGGCGACUAGAGUCGCGAUUCCAGGAUUUGCAGGCUGGCAAAAUGUAUUUAGGGUAGACCUGAAUGCUACCUGCCUAUCAUGCUAUGACUGCAAAGUUAUUUAUCUUUCUAUCAUUGAAUCUCUAAGCUUUUCAUCUCGAAACCAAGUACAAGAUGGCUCUCAACGCCACGAUGCGAGGAGUCGUCUACGAUGGCAACCCUUUUCAUGUAUCUGUCGUCGACUUGCCUCGUCCGAAUAUUAUCAAUCACAGUGAUGCAGUGGUUCGUAUUACCACCUCGGCCAUUUGUGGCUCGGAUUUGCACAUGUACCAUGGAGUUCAAGGGGGAACUCCGCCCUGGGGAAUGGGCCAUGAGGCUAUUGGAUACAUUUCUGAGAUCGGGAACGCGGUAUCAUCGCUCGCAGUUGGCGAUUACGUCGUCAUUCCUGAUAAUGUGGGUUCGGGCCACUUGGAGAUGGCGCCAGAAAGGCUUCAGUCUUAUGGAGGGGGUUCAGGUCUGGAUGGUCUGCAAGCGGAAUAUGCUCGUGUUCCCUUCGCUGAUGACAGUCUGAUCCCGGUGCCUUUGACUCACAAUUCGACCAAUUCUUCCAUCGAGCGAGACUACCUGACAGUUUCUGAUAUCUUCGCCACCGGAUGGAGUGCUGUGGAUUACUCCGGCUUUGAACCCGGCGACACGGUAGCCGUGUUUGGGGCCGGUCCAGUCGGUUUGCUUGCUGCAUAUUCUGCUCUCCUUCGCGGUGCGUCGCGCGUCUACUCAGUCGACCACGUUCCCAUGCGAUUAGAGCGAGCCGCCUCGAUCGGAGCCAUUCCGAUCAACUUCAACGAGUCGGACCCGGUGCAACAGAUCCUGGAACACGAGCCAUUGGGCGUCACACGGGCAUUGGACUGCGUGGGCAUGGAAGCGGUCAACGCCCAAGGGGAUAUCCAGGAGGAUAUCGUCCUGCAAAACAUGGUCGGCGUGGCAGCUCAAAAUGGCGGUCUUGGGCAGAUCGGCGUGUACAUGGCUCAGAGCAGCUCUGCCGGGGCACCUUUGGGAGACACUAUCGCGCAAAACAUCACAUUCCCGGUAACCGAGUUUUUUGGCAAGCAUCUUCGGUACGAAGCGGGCGUGGUCGAUCCCAAGAUUUUGGCGCCACAUCUGGUGGAGUUGAUUGCGGCGGGCCGGGCCCAUCCCAGUUUUAUUUCCACUGCAAGUAUUCGUCUGGACGAGGCACCGAGGUAUUACGAGCGGUUCGAUCGACAUGAGGAGAUCAAGGUGUAUAUUCAUUUUCCAUAGUUAGAUUGUAGCCGCUGAUUAUGUUGGCUAUCGUGAUGAAGUCAUGGGGUGGAAACAGAGGAACAGGGGAUGGCAUAUCGUAUGGCUUUGUUUGUGUUCUCUAGAAUAAGAGUUUUGGAAGGA
This is a messenger RNA of Aspergillus steynii IBT 23096, 1473 nucleotides long. RefSeq names its product glutathione-independent formaldehyde dehydrogenase. The record is from RefSeq and is a predicted model, not a curated record. The coding region runs from base 229 to 1350 and encodes 373 amino acids. Lineage: Eukaryota; Fungi; Ascomycota; Eurotiomycetes; Eurotiales; Aspergillaceae. The transcript is spliced from 2 exons. Gene Ontology annotation, molecular function: oxidoreductase activity; zinc ion binding.